This is a messenger RNA of Neltuma alba, 1590 nucleotides long. Its product is annotated as cytochrome P450 72A68-like. NCBI's taxonomy places the organism in Eukaryota, Viridiplantae, Streptophyta, Magnoliopsida, Fabales, Fabaceae. Bases 1 to 1590 code for a protein of 529 amino acids. The transcript is spliced from 5 exons. The record is from RefSeq and is a predicted model, not a curated record. Gene Ontology annotation, molecular function: oxidoreductase activity, acting on paired donors, with incorporation or reduction of molecular oxygen; iron ion binding; heme binding.
AUGGGGACAGAGAGAGUUGUAAGAGAAAUGUUGGGAGCAACAACGUUAAUAGCGUCAAUAACGGCGGCGAUAAUAAUGGUGAGAUGGGGAUGGAAGAUGAUGAAGUGGUUGUGGCUGAACCCUAAGAGGCUGGAAAGGGUGCUCAUAGAGCAAGGUUUUCAGGCCAACCCUUACAAGUUCUGGGUUGGUGACUUGAAGGAAAUAGUGAAGAUGCAUGAAGAAGCCAAAUCCAUGCCCAUGAAGUCUCUGUCCCAUGAUCUAUCUCCUCGUUUCUUCUCCUUUGUGCUCCACAUUCUCCACAAACAUGGUAAAAAUUCAUUCAUGUGGUUUGGACCGACACCGAGCUUGAUCUUAACGAGCCCAGAGCAGAUAAAGGAUGUCUUCAACAAGAAUUAUGACUACAGAAAAAGUCAUUUGAAUCCUCUUAGCAAGUAUGUAGCCCCUGGUCUCGCAAAACUUGAUGGAGACAAGUGGGCCAAACACAGAAAGAUCAUUAGUCCAGCGUUCAAUUUGGAUAAACUCAAGACUAUGACGCAAACCCUUUUCCAAUGUUGCAAUGACAUGAUACGAGAAUGGGAUAAAAAGCUGUCGUCCUCAAAUGGAACGUGUGAAGUGGAUGUUUGGCCUUCACUUAUGAGCAUGACACAGGAUGUUAUUUGUCGAGCAGCAUUUCGGAGUAGCUAUGAAGAAGGCAAACAAAUCUUCCAUCUCCUCACAGAGCAAUCUGAACUUGUCAUGAAUCAUUUACAAAGAUAUCACACUCCAUUUUGGAGCUUUGUACACGGUAAGGACCUUAGGAGGAUUAAGGAGAUAGAUAGAAUGGUGGGAGACUUGGUGAAGGGAAUCAUUAAGAAGAAGGAGAAAGCCCUAAAGGAAGGUGAAGCCAUGAAGAAUGACGUACUAAGCAUACUUUUAGAAUCCAAUCACAAGGAGAUAGAGAAACGAGGGAACAAGAAAAACGUUGGGUUGAGCAUGAAAGAUAUAAUCGACGAAUGCAAAUUUUUCUACUUUGGAGGCCAAGCCACCACUUCAUCUUUGCUUGCUUGGGCCAUAAUGCUGCUGAGUAAGUACACUGAUUGGCAAACACGCGCAAGGGAAGAAGUCUUUCAAGUCUUUGGGGAUCAAGAACCAAACUUUGACAGGUUAAGUCACCUUAAGAUUGUGACCAUGAUUUUAUACGAGGUUUUGAGGUUGUAUCCGCCAGUGACAUGGCAAGAGAGAUCGACGGAGAAGGACAUGAAACUUGGGGAUAUAUUGGUACCUGGAGGAGUGCAAAUAUUCAUACCAAUACUGAUGCUUCAUCAGGACCAAGAGAUAUGGGGGAGUGAUGCGAAGGAGUUCAAGCCAGAGAGGUUUUCCGAGGGAAUCUCAAAGGCAGGGAAAGGAAAUUCCGUUGCAUAUAUACCGUUUGGAUGGGGUCCUCGGAUUUGCGUAGGACAAAACUUUGCCUUGUUGGAGGCUAAGAUGGCCCUUUCUUUGAUUCUGCAGAACUUUUGGUUCGAACUCUCUCCUGCAUAUUCUCAUGCUCCUUUCAUCCGAAUGACCCUUCAGCCACAACAUGGAGUUCAUGUCAUUCUACACAAACUUUAA